UAUAAUUUGGUUUUAGAUGUUUUCGGAGGCGAAAUUCUAGGAAAACUCCCCGCAAGCGGCGCAAACAGACCGAGAAUCUGGCCGCUUUCAAGGCUCCUGGGACGAAGGAGAAACUUGUCGGACAUCAAACAUGAGCUCAGCGUGGAGGAGAGAGACUUUUCUACCUGCUUCAGUGACUUUGGUCUUGUAAGAUGUUUGUUUUCGGAGUGUUUCGAGGCUCAAUGUCGGCGGAGAAAACACAAAGUGGAGCCGCUUUUCGAGGCGGCAGCAGAGCAGCGGGCUGCGUUGUCUCUUCACGGUUCUCAUGUGUGUUAUAAGUCCCGCCUCCCGCUCUGAGCUCCACAAGUUCCGAGGAACGAAACAGCCCGACAGACAUGGCAGAGGAAGCUCCAGCAGCCGCGCCGGCUAAGGCUCCGGCCAAAGCCCCGAAGAAGAAGUCCGCUCCCCGGGCCAAGCAGGACGGACCCAGCCUCCCGAAACUGAUCGUGGCCGCCGUGGCCGAGUCCAAGGAGCGCAAGGGGAUGUCCCUGGCGGCCCUCAAGAAGGUGCUGGCCGGGAAAGGAGUGGACGUGAGCAAGGCCAACAAGCGCAUCAACACCGCCGUCACCAAGCUGGUCACCAAAGGGACCCUGAGCCAGACUAAGGGCACGGGGGCCUCCGGCUCCUUCAAGCUCGCCAAGGAGCCCAAAGCCGCUAAACCGGAAAAGAAGGUGGUGAAGAAGAAGGCUCCCGUCAAGGCCAAGAAGCCCGCCGCCAAGAAGAGCGCAGCGGCCAAGAAACCCGCCGCCAAGAAACCCGCAGCAGCGGCGGCAGCAGCAGCCAAGAAGUCCCCGAAGAAGGCUCCGGCCAAGAAAGCGGCCAAGAAGCCCGCCAAGAGCCCCAAGAAGGCCGCGGCCAAGAAACCCAAGGCCGCCGCCGUCAAGAAGCCCAAGGCCGCAGCCAAGAAAAGUCCAGCAAAGAAACCUGCAGCCAAGAAGGCCGCAGCGAAGAAGGCCAAGAAAUAAACAGCAGCUUCAGCUUUUUACUCACCAAAGGCUCUUUUAAGAGCCAACACACAUUCUGCUGAAGAGCUCGUCCUUUACUUUGACUGACCCCACAUUCUACUUCAUACACGCAGCUUCAAAACUUUUACACCGAUUUAUACCUAUAUGGCUUAUUAAUGAAUUAAUGUAGCUGCCACAUGUUGUACAGCAGUUUAACAGUCAUGGGAUUUCCACUUCUUAGAAAGGAUUCACCUCAUUUGGCUGGAUACCAGUAUAUGUGGAAGACAUCAACUUUCACUCUUUUUCUUCUCAUCUAAUGUCUUUAUGCUACACGAGUCUUUGGCCGCUGCUUAUUACUUCACUGUUCACAAAUGAAUAGAUGGAAAGCCAGCAAAAGGCUCACACAGCGCUCACUUCCUGUCACCAUGAAUCAGGAAAGUCACAAUGUUUAAACAGCCACAUCAUAUAUAAAAUGAACUUUUCAUGUUGAUCCGUCACAAGUUAAAUGGAGUGAAAGUUGGUUCAGAAAUCCCUCACAUGUUCCUCAGCUGCACAA
Xiphophorus maculatus (southern platyfish) is the source of this 1539-nucleotide messenger RNA. Its product is annotated as histone H1-like. Gene Ontology annotation, cellular component: nucleosome. Gene Ontology annotation, molecular function: DNA binding; structural constituent of chromatin. The record is from RefSeq and is a predicted model, not a curated record. NCBI's taxonomy places the organism in Eukaryota, Metazoa, Chordata, Actinopteri, Cyprinodontiformes, Poeciliidae. Gene Ontology annotation, biological process: nucleosome assembly. The transcript has a single exon. The coding region runs from base 375 to 1004 and encodes 209 amino acids.